Nyctereutes procyonoides (raccoon dog) is the source of this 132-nucleotide messenger RNA. Its product is annotated as thymosin beta-15A. Gene Ontology annotation, molecular function: actin monomer binding. The coding region runs from base 1 to 132 and encodes 43 amino acids. The transcript is spliced from 2 exons. Gene Ontology annotation, cellular component: cytoplasm. Gene Ontology annotation, biological process: actin filament organization; regulation of cell migration. Lineage: Eukaryota; Metazoa; Chordata; Mammalia; Carnivora; Canidae. The record is from RefSeq and is a predicted model, not a curated record.
AUGAGUGAUAAGCCAGAUUUGUCUGAAGUGGAGAAGUUUGACAGGUCAAAACUGAAGAAAACUACUAAAGAAAAGAAUACUCUUCCUUCAAAGGAAACCAUCCAGCAGAAGGAGUGUGUUCAAACUUCAUAA